Molecule: messenger RNA, 1258 nt
Organism: Toxotes jaculatrix (banded archerfish)
Lineage: Eukaryota; Metazoa; Chordata; Actinopteri; Toxotidae
Product: poly(U)-specific endoribonuclease-C-like
Exons: 7
Coding region: 123-995 (290 amino acids)
Molecular function (GO): RNA endonuclease activity
Source: RefSeq, a predicted model, not a curated record
GGCUGGUUCUCCAGGAAACGUCAUGAUUGACGCCUGAGAUAACUGUCCCCACGAAGCGGAAAAACUCCGUUUUCUCGGAGGAUGCGACAAGUCAGAGCAUUUAAUUUCCACGAAACAGGAACAUGGCAAAGGGUAAACAGGCCGACGAGGAGCUCACCAAGGUGCUAAACCAGCUCUGGCAGCUGGAUACCAACCGCCUCAGGCCCGGGACUGAUUAUAUUAUUUCCCUCCAGGGGAGGGCAGGUUAUGUGGCUCAGGGCAGUAACUAUGCCAGAGACAGAGCCAGUGCUCCACUCUUCACAUAUGUCAAUGAAGAUAAACUCAAGAGUAUUGCAACAUAUGCACAUUUCAUCAGCUUGCUGGACAACUAUGAGAUGGCCACAGGUGUGUCAGAGACGGUCACUUCAGAGGAGCUUAAAGAGAACAAGCUGUUCAUCGAUGCCAUACUGGAGACUGAUGUCAUGAAGUGUGCUCACAAAUACCUGGUCAGGAAGGGGCAAUCGCCAUCAGACCCUGCGCAGUUCAAGAGGCAGCUGUAUGACAUCUGGUUCCGCCUUUACCACAGGGAGAGGAGUGGAGGUGAAGAUUCUUGUGGAUUUGAACAUGUGUUUGUUGGAGAAACCAAAUUCGGCAAGGAGAUCAUGGGUCUGCACAACUGGGUCCAGUUCUACCUGCAGGAAAAACACAAGCAUGUUGACUACAAAGGUUACAAAGCAAGAGACAACAAAGACACACCUGAUGAAGACGACCAUGUCUUGAACCUGCAGUUCAGCUGGAAGGGCUUGGUGAAGCCGGUUGGCGGCUCCUUCAUUGGUGUCAGUCCAGAGUUCGAGGUCGCUCUCUUCACCAUCAUCUUCCUCAUGUCGACAGAGAAGAUGACGUCUGUGGUGGUGAAGGUGGAUGAGUACAUGCUGGAGCUGGUUGUGUAUCGGCACGGGCGAUCCAUCGGCACAUCUUUCCCUAAACUGCUCAGCAGCAACAACAGGGAUUUGUAACACGUCACCACACAGGCUAUCAGCAGUCACGUUAAAUUUACAUGUUUUUUGCUUUGACCUAAUUUCUAUGCAGUAUAAUCUCAAAACAAACCUGGGUCAGGUUCUCUUUGCACUAAACAGGCUUUAACUAUCAAUAACAAUCAAUAGUUUUUGCUUAAACAUCCUGAUCUGGAAUUAUAUCAUGGAUGGAGCAUAAUUUGUUAUUAAAAACAUUUCCGUAAUAUUCUGUAUAUUAUUGUGGAGAAAAUAAAACUGUCUGUGUU